Molecule: messenger RNA, 738 nt
Organism: Stomoxys calcitrans (stable fly)
Lineage: Eukaryota; Metazoa; Arthropoda; Insecta; Diptera; Muscidae
Product: E3 ubiquitin-protein ligase PPP1R11
Exons: 3
Coding region: 103-483 (126 amino acids)
Cellular component (GO): nucleus
Molecular function (GO): protein serine/threonine phosphatase inhibitor activity; protein phosphatase 1 binding
Source: RefSeq, a predicted model, not a curated record
GCUGAUUAGUUUCUUUUAUUCGAGAGCUACAUUUUAUUGACAAUAAACGUUGUAUAUAAAAAAGAAGAACAACGAACAAUUAGAAUAUUAAAAAAGCCAACUAUGGAUGCUGUAGUGGUUCCUUCAGAACCCUCCUCUAGUAUAACGCAAACAGAAAUUUUGAUUAGAGAGGACACGGAUGCACCGGCGCCACCCGUUUUACGAUUACGGCUAAAUAAGCCAAAACCUAGCAAAAAGGUUGGUUGGCAGGAAGGCACUGUUGAUAACGAGCAUAUGGGUAAAAAGAAAUCAAAAUGUUGUUGCAUAUAUAAGAAACCAGUUGCAUUCGGCGAAAGUUCAUCUGAAGAUGACGAAGAUUGUGAAAAUUGCUUUGGCCAUCCAGAGAAGAGACGAAGAAAUCGUAAACACGAUGGCAAUGGCGACGAGCAGGAUAACAACGAACCAUGUCAGGAACAUAAUCAUCAUGGCGCCAGUGAAGAGUAAUCAUUUUUAAGAAUUUUGUCGAGUAUUAAUUUAAAUUCAUAAAAUCCAUUGUUUCAUCGAAAUCAAAGGAAAAUGAAAUACCGUUUACCUUACAUUUUUAAGACAAAUUCACCAUGUAGUAUACUUCCCUUUUAGUAUCAAUUUGAAUUGUAAAAAAUAGUCUUAAUUAAAAAUUAAAUUUAUGUUUUAUUGAAAAUAUAUGCAUACAUAUAAUAAAAAAUAAAGAAUAUGAGUUGAAAUAAAUGAAUAAUAAAA